Molecule: messenger RNA, 297 nt
Organism: Plasmopara halstedii
Lineage: Eukaryota; Oomycota; Peronosporomycetes; Peronosporales; Peronosporaceae
Exons: 2
Coding region: 1-297 (98 amino acids)
Source: RefSeq, a predicted model, not a curated record
AUGACGUCUACUAUUCGACUUGCAGUCGUUAAUAAGGAGAAAGGCCAAUUGAAGAGUGUAUCUAGGUAUUUGAUCACUGCCUUGUACAAUUCAAACGCUUCUCUUUUAGAAGCACCUCAAUACAAUAAUUUUCUGUGUCAUGAACGUAUUGGUAGGAACGCUGUCAUGUCCGUGCUUCUGCAAUGCACUUCGCCUGACCGCUACGUUUUAAGUUAUGUUGACAAACCUAGAGUACUUAAUAGAUUAAUAAAAAUUGUUGUGAUUAUUUUUCCGUUGUUGUAUAUAGUGACGCCAUAG